AUGUCUUCUCACGACAGACAUCCAACCUCACCUAGUAGAGGUCCUUCGACCGAGUAUGGCAACUCGACUCUGACUCACAACACCCGGACUGCAUCAGUUCCACACGUAAAUGGAGAUGAUGGCAAUGCCAGGAAUUCUGCCCUGCAUCGCUCUCCUACUACAGGCCAUGGGGCUGACCUAAUUCAUCCCAAACCUCAACCAUCCGGUACUCUAACUCCUUCGCGACCGCUGGGCACGACAAACAUGUCCAAUGGCAAUGCAAAAGGCCAAAAUUCCGGCUCUUUCGGCUCCCAUCAAGGCCGCUCGGUUCAGCCCCAUGUUCCAGCUCGAACAAGCGACCCUCGGGGUCUUCUACCUUCGCGGCAGAAUAGAUUUGUGCCAUUGCGAGGACAUCAGCGUCCGUCACAGCGCCCACAGCAGCGCGGCACACCAGCCCCAUUGACGGGUGCGAACCUGAGCGCUGCCCAGAGCUUGACCAUCGACAUGUUUGGACUCCCAACAGACAUCAAAAUCAAAGAAAUCUGGGAGUCGUUGACUGCUGAUCACCUCAGCAUCAACAGGAUCGAGAUAUAUGAGAAUGACGACGGAAAAAGGAACGGAAAAGUGAGAGUCAUGAUUGAGCCGCCUCCGAGCAGAUGGCCGACUUGGAGCGGGCCUGACGAUUCCAUUCCCAUCAACAGAGCAGACUCCUCAAAUCUGCGAGUAUCCUUUGAGGCGAGACCAUACUUCUCGAACAGUAUCCGAACGCCGUGCAAUAGGUACAUCCCUCCCAAAUUUUGCCGGAAGGAAUUCCUGCCCACAAAGUUGAUGUUUGGGAUGAUGGCCAGCGAAUCCACGAUGUUGAACCUGCCACAGUUCAGCUAUGAGGACAUUGUGAUGUUGACCAAGUUCUCCAAGAGACAAUUUGAGAUUCAAUUCAAGGUCAACGUCGGCCGUUACGGCCGUAAAGUCUUCAAGAUGCAAAUUGAUUUCAGCCACCCUACAAAGAUCGUCUGGGGCACCCGCAACAACGGCGCCUGGGCUUUGGCCAUGCAUUUACCGAAUCCUCCUAAACUUUACGGCCUCUUGCCCGUCUCUCAUGACGAUGAGCAGUCACUGUGGCAGGAAUGGGACUUGUGGGCCCGGCAGACCGAUAUUUCCAGCCAGAUGCACAGGCUGAAACACCUUCCCGCCAGGCUUGAGAAGCAAGCCGGGCAAUCUGUCGAGUUUGGCCGCUGGACAACCUAUUAUCUCGAGAUGGACACUUCUCAAACCGAGUGGGAGAGUGUCAGAACGUAUUUGGAAGAUUACAAUGUCAAGAUCAUACAGGUAGACCAGUUUGAUCUCGUUAGUCCCGGUGCCUCCAACGUCUGGAAGCUGCUCGACUACUCAGCCGAGAUGACACUGGAGCUUCUUAGCUCAACGAAUACCUAUCACCUCGACUUUCCAGUGCGGUAUCAAUUGGAGGUCUGUAUUUCUCAUGGACUCAUCAACGAAUACAGCGUCGAUGCCCAGUUUCUCGAAAAACUCAACAGCUUCGACACGGAUAGAGCCAAGAUGAUGCUCGAAGGUGUCGCUGAAGCUAACAGGCAGUUCUAUGAACCCAUGAGGAUUUUCGACGAACCGAGAAUACUUCACUACUGUCCCAAUGCAAGAAUUCCCCCCUACGCAACACUGGUCCGCAGGGCUGUUAUUACUCCCACCACGAUCUACUUCAAGACUCCUUGCGUCGAGUUGACCAAUCGCAUACUUCGGAAAUACUCUGACCUCACUGACCGAUUCCUCCGAGUCCAAUUUACCGACGAGAUGGCCUUUGGCAAGAUAUUUUCAUCACAGGAUUCCAACAAAGAUGACAACCUGUACACCCGUGUUCACAGGGUUAUGCGAAAUGGCGUUAUCAUCGGAGACCGUCAUUACCAAUUCUUGGCGUUCAGCAACUCCCAGUUCAGGGAGAACGGCGCAUUCCUCUUUUGUGAAACGGAUCAUGUCACUUGUGCAUCCAUCCGCAACUGGAUGGGAGAUUUCCGGCAUAUCCAUUCCGUUGGAAAAUUUGCCGCGAGAAUGGGCCAGUGUUUCACGACAACACGACAGGUCAAUGGUAUCAGCAUACCAAAACUUCGCCAGAUAAACGAUAUACAGCGGCGAACUGGUGACAACAUUUGGAACUUCACGGAUGGAGUUGGCAAGAUAUCCAACUUUUUUGCAAAGAUGAUUGCAAGCGAGCGUGAUUUGCCAGAGACGCCUUCGUGCUUCCAAAUGAGAAUGGGUGGUUGCAAGGGCGUUGUGGUCGUAUGGCCUGAUGUCCCAGCGAGCGAGGUCCAUAUCCGACCUUCUCAAGAGAAAUUCAAGGCCAUAUACAACGGUCUAGAGAUCAUCAAGACCUCUGUGUUCUCCCAUGCGACUCUGAAUAAGCAGGUGAUACCUGUACUGGUCGCUUUAGGCGUGGAUCAGGCUGUCUUCGUCAGUAUGCUCGAUGAUGAGCUCAAGGAGUACGAAGAAGCCAUGGCGGACUCCAUGAAGGCCGGCGAGCUCCUUCGAUCUCAAGUCGAUGAAAAUCAAACAACAUUAACAAUGGCGGAGAUGGUCGACACGUUCAUGGAUUCUGAAGAGCCAUUUCUCUGGACCUUACUUCGCUUGUGGAAGUGCUGGGUACUCAAGAGGUUAAAGCAUAAAUUCGCCAUCAGUGUCAAGAAUAGUGCGAUGAUUUUCGGCGUCGUCGACGAGAUUGGUGUGCUAAGGGGUCACUCGCAAGCAAUUGAGGGCAAGGGUUACAACCGUAUUGAGUCUCUCCCUCAAAUCUUCGUCCAGGUGCCUAUCGAGGGCACUGAUGGUAAACAUACUACCAAUUACGAAGUUAUUACCGGGCUUUGCGUCGUUGGCCGCAACCCAUCGUUACAUCCCGGCGAUGUGCGGGUUGUUGAGGCAGUGGACGUGCCUGAGUUGCGACAUCUGAAGAACGUGGUCGUCUUCCCAAAGACUGGAGACAGAGAUAUCCCAAGCAUGUGUUCAGGAGGCGAUAUGGACGGAGAUGACUACUUUGUCUACUGGGACCAGCGACUCAUCCCAAAGGAAUGGGACCAUCCACCACUGGAUCACGAUGCGGAAUCCUCGACUCCUGGGCUGGACAAGCCACAAGACGUGAAAAUCGCGGAUGUCACUAGGUUUUUUGCCCAGUAUAUGAAGAACGAUUCUCUCGGCCGUAUCGCCACAGCACACUUUGCCCAAGCAGACCAAUUGCCAGGGGGUGUCAAGCAUCCAAAGUGCAUCGAACUCGCCAAGCUUCAUUCCAAGGCUGUUGACUAUAUCAAGUCUGGCAAACCUGCGGUCAUGCAAAGACGCCUUCAGCCUAGGAAGUGGCCGCAUUGGAUGGAAAGGGACAAGUCCAGCUAUCGCUCUACCUCUGCGCUAGGUCAAAUCUACGACCGGAUCAAAAUCGAAGAAUUUCAUGCCGCUUACGAGAAGUCUUUCGACACUCGCAUCCUGUCGCGUUACCAGCUGGAAGAAGAGAUCCUGACAAAGGCCAGCGAGAUCAAAGCCGCGUAUGACAUCGCCAUGCGCCGGCUGAUGGGCCAGCAUGAGGCACCUGUUACCGAGUUCGAGAUUUGGUCAACAUUCAUUCUCUCCAAACCUCGUGUAGGUAGCGAUUACAAACUCCAAGAGAAUGUUGGCCGAGAGGUCGACGCAUUGAAGGCCCGUUUCCGAGCGAUGUGCAUGGAGGCAGUGGCUGGAAAAGAGCAGACGCAGACUUUUGCGUUCGCCAAUUCCAUGAUCAACCUGGAGAAGCUUGACCGAUUCGUGGCGGCGAUGUAUAUCGUCACUCACAACGAGGUGAGGGCCGCAGUGAGAGAGCGGUCGACGCCAAAGCCUGACGCGGACGGUAAAUUGGAGGAGAUCCAAAUGCCACUGAUUAGCUUCCCAUGGCUAUUCCAUCGAGAGCUAGCUCGGGUGGCAUUGGGUCGAGGGGGCGAAGUUCGUGCACUGCGGAAGUCUACCUGGAUGAACCGGGACGACAGCCAACAUGGCCAGCAGACAGAUGACGAAGAGCUGGUGGCUGACAGGACAGAAAUCGAGAUGCCGGACAAUGCCUUGCUGCCCCGUGGUAUUGGUCUGGAAGGAGACACACAACAACUCCUUCAGGAUGUCCGACCAGAGAAGGGGGGCAACGCAACUGAAAGAGGUGCUGUUUCAGAAGAUGGGGAGACCGGCGAAGACUAUGUUCGCACAUCGAGCGGCCAGGUCGUUCAUCGCGGCCAGAUGUUGACCGUUUUCACUAACGCUGGCGAGGAAGUUCAGGGCCAGCACAGCGCCAAUCCCGCCAUUUCAACGGGCGACCGUCCAGGCGCGCAGGCCGCCUUCGAUAGCUCCAACGGUUCCCUGGUCGAGGACGACAGUCCUGGCAGUUCCUAUCCUGCCUCGCCUAUGUCGGAGCAUGGCUCGCACGACGAGGCUGAGGAAGUCGAAUUUGAGGAGGUUGAUGGCGCGCAUUAUGGCGAGGACGAAGAUGCCCUUGAAGCACUAGCGAGGAAGAUUGGGAUGUGA
Diaporthe amygdali is the source of this 4518-nucleotide messenger RNA. Its product is annotated as RNA-dependent RNA polymerase RDP-1. Gene Ontology annotation, biological process: siRNA processing. NCBI's taxonomy places the organism in Eukaryota, Fungi, Ascomycota, Sordariomycetes, Diaporthales, Diaporthaceae. The transcript is spliced from 2 exons. Bases 1 to 4518 code for a protein of 1505 amino acids. Gene Ontology annotation, cellular component: nuclear RNA-directed RNA polymerase complex. The record is from RefSeq and is a predicted model, not a curated record. Gene Ontology annotation, molecular function: RNA-directed RNA polymerase activity.